Molecule: messenger RNA, 1746 nt
Organism: Cryptomeria japonica (Japanese cedar)
Lineage: Eukaryota; Viridiplantae; Streptophyta; Pinopsida; Cupressales; Cupressaceae
Product: cytochrome P450 86B1
Exons: 2
Coding region: 164-1564 (466 amino acids)
Molecular function (GO): monooxygenase activity; oxidoreductase activity, acting on paired donors, with incorporation or reduction of molecular oxygen; iron ion binding
Source: RefSeq, a predicted model, not a curated record
UCCUGCUGCACAUCUCUUCUUUAUUCUACAUUAGAUUUGUAUAAAGAUAAUCAAGCUAUGGAGAAAGUUUGCAUGGGUACGUUGGCCGCCAUAGUAGCGAUUUUCCUGAUUCUCAUGGGAAUUAUAUUUCAGCAAAGGGCCGUUAAAUUGGCCACUACUUGGUAUGAUACCUUGGGUAGUGUGGCAUUUAUCUAAUAUUUAUGAGCAGGGAGUGAAAGUGGCACUUGAGAAUAAUGGGACUUUCCUAGUUAGAGGCUCCUGGUUUUGUGGAAGCAAUCUGUUCGAAGUAGUCGCAUCUAGUCCCGCUAAUUUAGAGUACAUUCUCAAGUUUGAUUUAAGCAACUUCCCUAAAGGCCCUUCAAAGAAGUAUUUUUCUGACAUAUUUGGCUAUGGUUUAAUUAACUCAGAUGAUGAACUGUGGAAGCGUCAGCAAAAGCCCACGGUAAUGGCAGUAAGCAGCAGAAAAUUCAGAGACAGGUAUUUAAGCCUCGUGCAGAAAUCUCUGCUGCAGAAACUUUUGCCACUUCUUGAAGAAGUAAAAGAGGAAAAUGCCUCGGUUGAUCUGCAACAUGUACUCCUUCAGUUGACUAUGGAUAUUAUCUUGAUGGUUAUCUUUGGGAGGGAGGCAGGAAGUGAAACUUUUGCUUCGGCGCCGUUUGAUGAAGCAACUGAAUGCUGCAUUUAUCGUUUGCUCUGCCCUUCAUUUAUAUGGAAGGUUAUGAGAUUUCUCAACGUGGGCUUUGAGAAGAAGUUGAGAGCAGCUAGAGCAAUAGUAGAAGACUGUGUAGCAGAGAUGGUGAAGGUUAAAGUGAAGGAGGUGGAGGAAGAGAAUGAAUUGCAGGGUGACAUAUUAUCGACCUUCAUGAGAUUGGAAAGAGAACAAAGAUGCCCUCCUUCUCAACAUCUGUUGCAGGGAUUAACCACAAGCAUAUUCCUUCCGGGUAAAGAUACUACUGCCUUGGCUAUGUCAUGGUUCUUUUGGCUUAUAAGCAUGCAUCCAUAUGUGGAGGAAAAAAUGGUCUCUGAACUCUCUCAUAUUUGGAAUUUUGAGCAUUUGAGCAAUGGAUAUGAUAUUGUGGGUGCUUUUGGCUGGGAAGCAUUGAGAGGCAUGAACUAUUUGCAGGCUGCUUUGUCUGAAUAUAUGACGCUUUACCCUCCACCUCCUUUGAUUUACAAAGAAGCAGCAAUUGACAAUGUUCUACCAGAUGGAACUCAUGUUAUGAAAGGCUCAAAGCUUCUGUUAUUUAUUUAUGGCACUAAUAGAAUGGAAAGUCUAUGGGGAAAAGAUGCCCUUGAGUUCAAGCCUGAGAGAUGGAUUACAGAAAAGGGGAUCUGUAUGAAUGAGAACGAUUACAAAUAUCCUGUGUUUAGUGCAGGUCCAAGGAUAUGUAUUGGGAAAGAUGUUGCCUAUGUGAGUAUGAAAUACAUAGUUGACAAUAUCCUUGUACGCUAUCGAGUAAAAGUUGAAGCUGGUCAUCAAGUGAAGCCUAAGCUUGGGCUAACUCUACCCAUGAAGCAUGGCCUCAAAGUCACCUUGCAAGCCAGGAAUGAUAUUAUAGCAUAAAAUAGCGUUAACAGAUAUAUCUGCAUAGAUCAUAGAUAUAUUUCAAUAAUCUAGCAUUUGGUUAGUCACUAUAUUUAGUGACAAUGUAAUAAUCGAUAAAAUCUGUGAACCUUAUUGUUGACUUAUGCUUAAAAUGUACUAUAUAGCAACUUUAAGAAUAAAAUAUAUAUUCAUAUUGUUAA